AUGUCCACCCUCCAGAACUUCAUCAACGACUUCCUCCAGUCGACGACGGACGACGACCCGACGCAGGCCGGCGUGGGCGCCCUCGCGCCCCCCGCCGCGCCGCCGCCGCCGCCGCCGCCGCAGCCGGCGCCGCAAACCGGGCGCUCGAAGAAGCGCGCGCGCGACGGCGCCGACGAGACGGCCUCCGAGAGAGCUGAUCGGAAGUCCGCUAGAGAAAGGAGGAGGAGAGCGGAGGUCGGCGAGAAAUUCGAGGAGCUUACCAAGGCGCUCGGCGAGGCCGAGGAGCGGUGCGCGGGCUCCGUGCCCAGGAGAGACGCGGUGAGCGAGGGGAACCGCGUGGAUCUGCUCCAACGAGCGAUCGACGUCGUGAGGGCGCUGACGAAGGCGUGCGUCGACGCGAAACGAGCGGCCGCCGCCGCGCCGGCGCCCGCGCCGCCGCCGCCGCCGCCGCCGCCGCCGGAGCCCGUCCGAUUAGUUGUGGUGGCGCAAACCUCAGUAUCAAGGGCGCAAUUGGCGGAUCUGGCGCGGCGCGGCGACGCGUGGCAUUCGGCCUUCGAGCAGCGCGACGGCGGCGCCGUCGCGGCCGUGGCCGGGGCUGCCUCUACAGCCGCCACGUCGUUUGUUGUGGGAGACGGCCGGACCCCAUUACCACCGGGCCCGCCGACGCCGCAACAUUUGAUACCGGCGCAAGCGCCGGUCGCGGCGACGCCGCCGGUGCGAGCACCCGGCCCGGCGGCGCCCUUCGCGGCGGCGCCGCUGCCGGCGUCUCUCUCAAUACCGUACCCCGCGGCCCUGUCCCUGGCGCCGACGCAGACGGGCCGGCCGCGCGCGCCGUCGGGCGGCGCGGCCUCCUACUUCGCGCCCGCGGCGUGUUGA
Molecule: messenger RNA, 876 nt
Organism: Pelagomonas calceolata
Lineage: Eukaryota; Pelagophyceae; Pelagomonadales; Pelagomonadaceae
Source: the annotation of a GenBank genome assembly